AUGGAUAGCCUCAGUAGAAUUAAUAUUAUCGAAAUAUUAGAAUCUUCGGAAACAGACAUGAGUGACAUUGAAGAUAUCCCGAGAGAAAGAAUUGUAAGAACUAGGAGGCUUCCCUUGAUUGAACUAGAUGAUCUAGAGUUCGAAAGAAGAUUUAGAAUAAAUAAAAAUACAUAUAGGCGACUGGAAACUGUAUUGCAAAAUGUUACAGAACCGAUAAAUGAAAGGAACCAGCCAAUCUCAAAAGAAAACCAAAUCUUGAUGUGGGGGCUAAAAGUUGAAACUAUGUGUGAGGUUAUUGUGGCAACUGCUGUGCUGCACAACAUGUGCUUAGAACAGAAUGACACUAUCGAUUUUUUUUUGAGAAUGGACCUGAAAUGUAACAAAUUGAAGAGAUCCAGGUCCGAAUUGGAUCUCAAAAUACUGCAGCAAGAGACUCAAUAA
Acanthoscelides obtectus is the source of this 441-nucleotide messenger RNA. NCBI's taxonomy places the organism in Eukaryota, Metazoa, Arthropoda, Insecta, Coleoptera, Chrysomelidae. The record is from the annotation of a GenBank genome assembly.